Molecule: messenger RNA, 1335 nt
Organism: Prunus armeniaca (apricot)
Lineage: Eukaryota; Viridiplantae; Streptophyta; Magnoliopsida; Rosales; Rosaceae
Source: the annotation of a GenBank genome assembly
AUGGAUGCCGAACGGCAGAGGUCCCCAGCCAGGAUCAACGCACACUUACGGGACUCACGAAUGAGGGUCCUUGGAGACAAAUCGCCCCUCAGAAAAGUCCAGGGUUUGGGGCCAGAGGCAGAAUCUGACGACGAGUAUGCCCCCUCCAAAGGCACCGAGUCACACUACCGUUCGGAAACUCCCAUGGAGUUUUCGAAGGCAAGAGAACCGUGUCCGAGGAGAAAAUCUCAAGACUAUAUUUCUGAGGAGAUCCCAAGCCGAGACCCGGUAAUCCGUCUGCUCUUCCAGAGAAUCCAGAAGAUGAAGGACGACCAAACCCGGUCCCAGGAGCCCAACUGGGGGAAACUUCAGCCAGGACCCUUUACCGAGCGCAUCAAGAAGUCCAGACCAGACAGGGAGACGGACCGUCUGUACUCUGCCGAUGACCUGUACAUGGUUUGGCAAAGAGAAGACGAACCCCUACGGGAAUAUGCCGCAUGCUUCAGUCAUGAGUACUCGAGGUGUCUGAAGACGGAUGAUAGGGUAGCCUAUGGCGCCUUCAAGAGUGGCCUUUGGUCCUCUCACUUUCGGUACCUAGUACACAGCAGCAACUGGCGCACUUAUGACGAGCUGAUGAAGCAGGCGGCGGUGCAUGCCAAGGCCGAAUACUUUAACUCCAAGCCCGGGCCUUCGGCUCGGCAGGAAGGAUCGGCAACGAAGAGCUAUCCCGGGCGGACUGACGAUUCUUCGGCAAGACACAAGAGGAAGGAUGAUCGUGAUCAUCGGCAGGGCAACUCAAAGAAGGGGCGUGGGAAAUAUGGUCGCAACGACCACCGAGCACCGUUGCCGAAUCCCGACCGCGCUCAGGAAGUCUUCACACUGCUGAACACGACAUAUGAGGCCUUCUUGAUGAACGAGCAUGACCAAAUCUCGAAGCCAAACCACCGAAAGCCCAAUUGGCAGGAUAAUAGGGAUACCGGCAAAUUCUGUCGGUACCACCAGCAAAACAGCCACAACACUGAAGACUGCAUUAGUUUGAGGAAGAUCAUUGAACGGCUGAUUCGGGAGGAAAAGCUGGACCAAUACAUCGCUAGGCCGCAGCAGGCGCCUGCCGCAAACGCCAAUCAGCAGAUCAACAUGAUCAGUACGAUCAGCGUAGGCCUCACUCUGGCGGGACCCUCUAACCGGUCAAUAAAACAAUAUGUGCGUGCCGCCCACUACCCCCAAGUCUUCGGCAUAGAAGACGAUCGGUGCCACAAGGUCCCGAAGGUGGGGUGGGAGCCCAUCACAUUCUGUGAAGAAGAAGAAGAAGGGAUCAUUUACCCCCACGAUGACCCAAUGAUCAUUCGUGCCUAG